GAAAGGGCAGACUUGGCAUCUGAUCAGAUAGUGUAAUCUUACAGCAUCACAUUUCGCAUCGACCGGAAGGAUGACCUCAAGAGUCGGCAGGAUCCUGUUACGGACAUUCAUCUUGGCAUGUUUGACAAAUGUUGUUAUUGGACAACUUGCAGACAAUCUGAUGGUUUCAGGGUCCAAUAGGCCGAUGGCAGAAGGCGUAGGCACAUACGGCCUCGCGGGCGCAGGGACUCAGGGGAUCUCAGGGGAAUCAAACGGAGGGGGUCUGUAUUCUCGGAAGAUCCCGACAGUCACGAUCAGCAAGAGAGUUCCUGGUGUGAUCGUCUCCGAUGGUGCUGGUCACGCCCAAGUUUAUCAGAAUAAUUUAGAUGCCUUCCGAGGAUUGACAGACAUUCUUGGGGCCGGCAUCGGCCAGCAAGUCGAAAGCCAUCUCCAGCAGCAGUUCGGCGGAGGGCCACAGGGCCAUAGCUUCGCUGUUGCCCAAUCUCCAGCGACAGCAAUCCAACCCGACAGCGGGGAUAUCACCAGCAGUGCUAUGCAUUCAAGCGAUCUGGCGAUGCCGGCGGGUCGACGGCUCCAGCAAGCCACCAUCUUGGAAAAUAUUUCCACCAACGCACUCAGUGCCAUACAGGACAGGGUGGUGGCAGAAACGAGCAGCCUCAAGGCUGAUAUUGCAAGGGCGACUCAGCCAGGGGACCUGCCAACCGUGACGUCCACCCAGGAUGGCACACUGCAGCUGCUCACCAACAACAACAGCGGCGAUGAAAUUCAAUUUCGAAAGGACGGCACCUUCACCUUUGUCAACGGCGGCGACUCCCCCGGCAUCUUCUCUUUGGGGCCCAAGGGAGUCCAUUUUGAGAAGGACAACGUUUUCAAAUCAAGGAUGUACGCGGCCAGGGCGCCCUCCAGCGACCCCACAGCCACAGACGCAAAUUCGAAUUUGAAUUCGAACGGGCAGAGCAGCGGCAGCCAGUCUGACUCAUCUAACGGCGCAGCCACGGCCGGCGGCGCCGGUGGUGCAAACAGUCAGACCCAAAGCAGCAACACCUACAGCACCACCAAUGCGAGCCCUGAUGCCAGCACCUACUCCAACAAUGGGUCAGGUCAGCAGCAAUCUGCUGGGGGCCCCACAGCCUCAGCCCCAGCCCCUACAGAGGCCAGCACGGAGGGGCAGAACAGCGGCUACUCAGUGACUACACCCGCACCAUCACAGGAGUCUGCCACGUCCUCAGACAGCGCCCAGUCAGCAGGGCCCAGCAGCCAGGGAGUGCAGCAGCAGCAAGGCACAAGCUCCUUUGUCACAGCAGCCUACAGCGCAGCCAGAAACUAUGCCAGUGCCCCCCAGGCGGCGGAUGCUGCCUACUCAGCAGCACAAGGGGCCCAGGCUCCCACUACUGUGGCUUCUUAUGGGCCGAGCCAGUCUUUGCUGCCUCAGAGCAGCUAUGUUGGCAGCACAAACACAGCUGCCAGCGUUGCAGGGGCGCAGGCGCCAAGCGUGGAAUCCUACGUGGUGUAUCCCACUCCUGUGGAUCAGUCUUACUUCAAUACUGGCACCCCUGUGGCCCAGGGACCCGCCGCCUACCCUGCCCAGGCAAGUAACUGCUCAGCGCCGUCUGUGCAGACACUGUCUGCUUCGGCAUACUCAGCGGCUGUGCCGAAUGUUCAGGCAUCCGGCCUCGCCAACAGGUCGACUGGGCGGCAGCUGCCCACCAGCGCAGAUGUGUUCAACCUUGGAGAGGGUAUUGCAUCACUCCUGGGCCGCAGGCUGCUGCAUCAGGGGUAGACUUCAAAGGGUGGAAGCUGACCCACAAGACCUCAAGACAAGCGGGGUGGUCUCCUUCUUUUUAUUGUUGUACUGCAGCGGCACUGGCUCUAGUGCGCAGCUAGCCAUGGAAUUGGACAUAGCAUCAAGCAAAUGUACAAAUAGGAAGGAGUGCACCCUUCUGGUGGGGCCAAGACAGGUGCUGGGUCAUAUAUUAAUCUGACAUAGAUAAAAUAGGUGUCAGGUGUAGAUGGUGGGGAGAGGCAGCAUUGCAAAUUAGGGUAGAAGGACCUCUGGGUGCAGAAUAUUUCAUGCAAACAAUUGAUGAAGGACACCCACUCACAAAACCACGAUGCGUCUGAGAUUGAUUCAUAUUGAUUAGGUGUACUUUUCUUGUAGUCCUAAACCGUUCUGUGACUGUGCUGACCUUGGUGCUCUACUUGUGUGUGAACCUACCGUGCCAUUAUCUGGCUGCCACUGCGCACUUGCAAUGCUCACUCGUUGAAGGGGGCAGGCUAUAUUACUUUUAUUCAAGUGUUGCGCAUGCCACUGUGUUAAGUGCAUCAUUGCGGUACCGGUGCGCGUGUGAACAUAGUUUGCAUGCAUGCAUGCGUGGGUGGAAAGCUGAAUCAGAGGUGUAAGAUUCGCCGUGCAUGCGGCGGGC
Coccomyxa subellipsoidea C-169 is the source of this 2423-nucleotide messenger RNA. RefSeq lists its product as hypothetical. NCBI's taxonomy places the organism in Eukaryota, Viridiplantae, Chlorophyta, Trebouxiophyceae, Coccomyxaceae. Bases 71 to 1780 code for a protein of 569 amino acids. The transcript is spliced from 6 exons. The record is from RefSeq and is a predicted model, not a curated record.